Molecule: messenger RNA, 2875 nt
Organism: Patiria miniata (bat star)
Lineage: Eukaryota; Metazoa; Echinodermata; Asteroidea; Valvatida; Asterinidae
Product: metal-response element-binding transcription factor 2-like
Exons: 16
Coding region: 195-2294 (699 amino acids)
Biological process (GO): chromatin organization; regulation of DNA-templated transcription
Cellular component (GO): nucleus
Molecular function (GO): chromatin binding; DNA binding
Source: RefSeq, a predicted model, not a curated record
UCCUGAACUUAAGCUAUAGUGCGCCCUCUUGUGACGGAUGAUUUCCGGGCGAUGAACUCGACGACCUACCUGCCGAGUUUUUGGAUUUUCGCGGGAAACGAGCGGAAAAGGGGCCAGAGUUCCUACUAAUUUCACCUUAAUUCGAUCUGCACAGUGCACAGAUUCCUCCAUCAUUGGAUUGACCAGCAACCAAUAUGGAGAAAUCGCCUGCCCGCAAAAAUCAACCGAAACAUGAAACUGUGAUGGACCCAAGCCAACCCCAGGGAGCCACGGUCAACAAGGCUGACCACAAACUGAUCAUUGAGAACAACAAUCUUUUGUCAGAGACCAAGUUAACAAGCCCAACCUCCGAAACUGGCGGAGACGAAACAAUGCAGCAUUCAAAGCCAGGGAACCUCGCAGAACCUCAGCGAACCUCACUGGAUGGUGAGGAUGCAGGGACCAAAGAAGAUCCUCAGACACACUCGGAGAAAGGCAGGGAAACGGAAGGCGCAGGGUGUUCGUCGAGAGGUCAGGACAUACCAGACAAAGACUGUGAGUUUGUGCCGGGGUUGGAUGUGCUCGCUCGCUGGAACGAUGGUUUGUUCUACCUUGGAAUAGUUUCAAAGGUGAUUCCUCACCAGAAGAAGUGCCUUGUGAUUUUUGAAGACAGCUCAGAGCACUGGGUGCUGUUUAAACAUCUCCAAAAAGGUCGAACUCCCAACAGUGAAAUAACCUGCUGUGUGUGUGAGGGAGAUCAGUCCGAGCCACCCAAUGAGAUAGUCAUCUGUGAUCGCUGUGGUUUAGGAUAUCAUCAGCUAUGUCACCAGCCAGUCAUCGACAGUUUCAAACUCCUGUGCCCUGAUGAGUCCUGGCAUUGCAGACAGUGUGUGUUUGUCAACUCGGCAAAGGUUGGAGGUGCUUUGAAGAAAGGCCCUGCAGCCAAAGUUUUCCAAGAAAUGAAACAAUCUCUACCAUACAAGCUUGAGAACCUUCACUGGGACUCGGCGCACAAGACCAACACGGAGCAGUGCUAUUGCUACUGUGGUGGCCCUGGGGAGUGGUACCUGAAAAUGCUGCGUUGUUGUCGUUGUAUGCAGUGGUUUCACGAAGCAUGUGUUCAAUGCCUUGAGAUGCCUAUGCUGUAUGGAGAUGGGUUCUACAUCUUUGUGUGUUCUGUGUGCAAUUCGGGGCCGGAAUACCUGAAGAGAUUGCCUUUGAAGUGGCAAGAUCUUGUCCAGCUGGUUCUGUACAACUUGACUUUGAUGCAUCGCAAGAAGUACUAUGACUUUGAAGAAGAGAUCAUACCCUUCUUAACAGAGCAGUGGUACAACUUGCAAGUCUCACAUCUUGGUGCUACAACAAGAUCGGAGAAACAGGAGCGAAUCAUGGAAGCAUUACACAGCUCAAAAGUAAAGUUUGCUUGUGGCAAAGAGGUGAAGAAGAAGCAGAACAUCUGGGGGCUGAGGAUCAGAAAGCCCCCGGUCCCACCCACCAUCAUCCUGCCUGCCAUUGGUCAGAUCACCGAUGAGGUCAUGAAUGACCUCAAGAUGACCGGCCGUAAGAUCGUGACGUUCAUACCUGUAGAAAGCAACUCGCCAGUUCCUCUUAAACCUGCAAAGAGGAAACGGAAGAACGUAGCAGAAACUCCCGAGGAGCUAGAAAUGCGCAGCAUAAACGCAAGGAAGAUGUUUGAGCAAGCAAUAAAAGACGGAGUGCACAAACCAGCUUACAGCCCCAACCAGUCCUACACCGGCUACUCCGGCGGUGUGAUGUCCCUCGAGGACCUGACCCCUGUCGCAGAAGGCCAGUCAGUCCUGGACACCAUCCGGCCCUUCGAAACAAUCUGCGCCGGCAGCACGGGAGUUCCCGUCCCCGUCAGCUUCAGUCAGCAUUCCUCCGUCGCGUCUUCCGGCGACACGGGUUCCGAUUACUCGGCUGUCACGAUUCCAGCAGGGGCAUCCAGCGGGGACAGUGAGAGCUUGGGCAACAGCGGAAUGACGCGACACCGGAAGCACGGCAGCUGGAAACGCAAACGGAAGCUCCCGUCACCCAGGAAGGAGGCCGGACCCACCAGCCCCAAAUCUCCCGCAAAGUCUGCUAGCCAACCCUCGUCCAGAGGCGAGAACUCGGAGAAGUCCACGACACGCCUGAACGGGGCGGUCUCCAUGUCGGAACUGAAGCGCUCCAUGUCGAACCAUUACGGGGCCGAGGGGCGGCUGGCAUGCGGCGAGAAGUACCAGUUGCUUGGAAGGCGGGUGACGCCCGACGGAAAGAUACAGUACCUCAUUCAGUGGGAAGGGGUGACGCCCUAACACACACACACACACACCGCUUCUGACAUCUUUGGGAAAGUCCGGAUUUUAUGCAAUGUAGUCAAAGCCUUUUCUCAAACCUAAUUUACCCUCAUUUUUGUACUAGAACGGUAUUCUGCACAUCCUAUGUGAAGAGAAUAUUCUUUGAGCAGAUGGGAAAAAAUGCAUUAGGUCUAGUUGAUAUUUCAAAAUGAUCUCAGUGAUUUGAUUCAUUUUGUGACCAUAAUCUACCUUCAUUUAUAAAAUUCAUUUGUGACAUAACAAUAUACCCUUGACUGAUGUUGCAAGGAAAACACUGCCGCUGAAAUUGGUCCAAACAUCUUUUGUGCGUUUAUUUUCUCCGUGUGAGAAAUCCUAAUGGGAACUCCUUUGCCAGCUCUUUAGAGCUAAGUUCGGGCAAAUUCUAAACAGGCACAGGGUUGAUAUGUUAACCCAUUAGCACGUUUACUGUUGUAUCACGUUGUUUUUAUUCCCUGCUGAAUCCUUAAAGGUGGAGUAAAUUAUUUGUCAUUUGUGCAUUUUUUUCCGUUUGUAGCAACAACAGUGCUCAAAAUCUAAAGAAGGGUGCUUAACAACUAACC